Molecule: messenger RNA, 899 nt
Organism: Dentiscutata erythropus
Lineage: Eukaryota; Fungi; Glomeromycota; Glomeromycetes; Diversisporales; Gigasporaceae
Source: the annotation of a GenBank genome assembly
GCCAAAUAACGGGUAUCAUCCGUCUAACAUCUGAUGGUUCUAGCUAUUAUCUUUCUCUUAGCUCAGUUGACCAACAAAAAUUUAACAAACAAAUGGCCACCGACCUCUCUUAUAUAAUUCCUGUUGAUGUCAACAGAAUUACACCUAUAAACGGAUUCGAAAAAGACAUAUCCACAGGGACCUUGCAAAUAUUACUUUUUUUUAACAUUAAGGAUACCACAGAUUUAUCAAGGAAGAGUGCAUAUAAUAUAUCUCAAGAUUUCAACACAUUGUUGAAAUAUAAGAAAUAUAAUGCUUUAAUGAACUAUAAUACGACAUCAUUAAUUGAUGAGAAUUAUCCUAUGACUAUUGCCCCAUUUUUGAGAGAAUAUUUGGUGUUGAUCAUAAUUAUCAUUGCUGCGUUAGUGGUCUUGGUCAUAUUAUAUCUUUUGGCUUCGUGGAAAUUCAAAAAGGCUGAUAAUUUUGCAAUAUUCAAAACGAUUAUUAUUGUUGUUGAUUUGGGAUUACGAAUUUUAUUUGUCAUUAAUGAUGUUCAUAAAGUUCCGGAGUUAUGGUGGCCAAGUUUGAUAAUUCUUGUAAUUUCAACUUCUAUAAACAUAGUAUCAUCAUUCUUGAUUAUUGUUCAUGAAAUUGCGGGACACAUUGAAGCAUUGUAUGCUUUGUCUUCAAGAUUUGGAACGUUGAAAAUAUUCAGCACAACUUUCUCAAAAACUGCUGAAAAUACAAUAUUUUGGGUUGGAAUAUUAGGUUUGAUUUUUGGUAUUCCACAAUUCAUAAUUCAGAUAUUAUUUAGAUUAAGAACAAUAUCUUUCAAUAUUAUUCCACAAUUAGCCUUAGUAUCUAAUGCAACCAUAAUAGCAUAUAACAUUCUUUCAGGGAUUUAUAAAGUGCAAGUUUGA